Molecule: messenger RNA, 1214 nt
Organism: Temnothorax curvispinosus
Lineage: Eukaryota; Metazoa; Arthropoda; Insecta; Hymenoptera; Formicidae
Product: N-acetylgalactosamine kinase-like
Exons: 6
Coding region: 139-1158 (339 amino acids)
Biological process (GO): galactose metabolic process; carbohydrate phosphorylation
Cellular component (GO): cytosol
Molecular function (GO): ATP binding; galactokinase activity
Source: RefSeq, a predicted model, not a curated record
GUCACGGUCCAGGAGUCGGAGUCGGAGUACGCGGGAAAACGCAUCACGUGUUGUUGAUAAGGUUAAUCAACGGCGAUAAGGCAUCGCGUUAUUCAGUAGACCGUCACAAGCUCCCGCAGAACGAGGUAGCUAAUAGGAAUGUCCCAUAUUGCUAUGGACGUUGAUAUGAAUAGCGAAGAUAGCGAAGAUAGCGAAGAUAGUGAAGAGAAUAUCUACGCUUCGACGAGCGAACCUGUGCCCAUCUUGGCACCCUCCGCCGAUAUUUUACCGCGAUUAAAGACCUUAGCCGCUCAUUUUACCUCCAAAUACAAUGUGGGGCCAUCCUUCUUCGUUCGAGUACCAGGAAGGGUGAAUCUGAUAGGCGAGCACAUCGAUUACUGCGGGUAUGCCGUCCUUCCAAUGGCCAUUGAACAAAAUAUCCUUAUCGCGUUUGCGCUAACGAAAGAUAAUGAGGAGAUUCAUCUCACCAACGUAGAUCCUAAAUACAAGGACUUCCGAUGCAGUUUCGAGAACGUGGGAUCUUGUAUUAGCGAUGAUAGCGAGAGCGGGUCAGCGUGGUACAAAUAUUUUCUAUGUGGUGUGAAAGAAACAGUGGAGAUAAUGGACCGAAUUCGCCUUCCACCGAGACAGCGUCCAAAGGGAAUUCUGGCUGCGGUAUGGGGAAACAUUAUCCCUAAUUCUGGCCUUUCCAGUUCUAGCGCGCUGGUCUCGGCCGCGUUCCUUUCGGUCAUACAUAGUAGUAAGUUCUUUGUGGGGCCCCGUCGCAUGCUAAAGCGUCAUUUUGCGAACUUUAGUGCACGAGCAGAGAAACACAUCGGCACUCAAGGUGGCGGAAUGGAUCAAACCAUCGCUUUUUCUGCAAAAGCAGGUAAGGCCAAGUUGAUAGAGUUUCUCUCGAAUAACGGGGAACUUUCCCACCUCGCAUCUGACGUAACAUUGACAGAAGGCGCAGUGUUCGUAAUAGCGCAUAGUCAAGCGUAUCACAACAAAGCCUCGACCGCCGACUACAAUCUCAGAGUUGCGGAAUGUCGAUUAGCCGCACAGGUAUUUAUAUUUUUAUGUAUGUAUAUAUUAAUGCCGCAUUUUUCUCCCAAGAAAAGGAAUUUUCGUUGCAACUAUUAUUAUAUAUUUCCAAAUGUCAAUUUAGAAUAUAAUUAACGUGAUUAUAAGACCCGAUAUAAUUUACCUUUUCGGUUCAAAUGUCGCGAAGUUCU